CCCCUCCGUACCCAGGGUUCAUCUCCAGCCAGUGCUCCGACGUCCUUCGUCCAGUCUUUAAGCUAUCAGCCCGUCCCCGCCCCUGUCAGGAUGUUACCCCCUCUCUCCUCUCACACUAAAUCCCCCACUGUCCACCGCGUGCGAUCCACCUUCCACUGGCUUCGUAUCACCUCACGUAUAGCUGAGUUGGGAGAACCUCCUGAAUCUCUGGCUGGAGACCUGAGACCAAGGCCACCAUUACGAACUCAAAGGCCCUCCACGCCCUUGCUCAAACUUCCAGAAACCGGUAGGCUACUGGCCCGCCCUGGACGGAUCACCACACAGGACAUGUUGUACUGCAUAGCAUCCUUCGGUAACCUGCGUCAGGGAGGUAGUGGUGCUGUAAAAUGCGCUAGGGACACAGCUUCUGGAGACAGCUCGGGACCGUCUAAGGCUACAAGAGGAGCAAGCGCCAGUUCCUACGCAAGAGGCCCCGCCGGCAUCACAGAAGAAACUGAGAAACAGCAGACGAAUCCGAACAGGAGCGAGUAUCUGAGCAUUAUCAUGGCCCACGCCAAAGACUUUAAGGAGUACCACCGCUCCAUCACAGCUAAGAUCCAGAAAGCCACCAAGGCCGUGGCCACGUACCACGCCAACACAGAGCGUGAGCAGAAGAAGGAGAACGAGCGUAUCGAGAAGGAGAGGAUGAGGAGGCUGAUGGCUGAGGAUGAGGAGGCUACCGUAAGCUGAUUGACCAGAAGAAAGGACAAGCGUCUGGCCUACCUGCUGCAGCAGACGGAUGAGUACGUGCCAACCUCACUGGUGUCCGGCUCACAAGCUGGUACAGCCCUCAAAGAGAAGAAGAAGAAGAGGAAGAAGAAGAAGCUGGAGAACGCUGAUCAGACUCCUGUACUGGGACCUGAUGGGAAACCUCUAGAUGAGACGUCCCAGAUGAGUGACCUACCAGUGAAGGUGAUCCACGUGGACAGUGGUAACAUCCUGACAGGGGCGGACGCUCCUAAAGCUGGACAGRUGGACACAUGGCUGGAGAUGAACCCUGGGUACGAGGUGGCGCCUCGCUCUGACAGUGAAGACAGUGGAUCGGAAGAGGAGGAGGAGGAAGAGGAGGAGCCCCAGCCYGCAGUGCCUCCAGUAGUGGUCCUCCCAGGGUUAGUGGGGUUAGAGGAGAAGAAGAAGAAGAUCCCAGACCCCGACAGUGAAGAAGUAUCAGAGGUGGACGUACGACACAUCAUAGAGCACGCUAAACAGGAUGUGGAUGAUGAGUAUAACAGUGCAGAGGCAGCGUUCGCUCGGGGACUCCAGUCUUACUACGCUGUGGCCCAUGCUGUCACUGAGAGAGUGGAGAAACAGUCCACUAUACUCAUCAACGGACAACUGAAACAGUACCAGAUUAAAGGUCUGGAGUGGCUGGUGUCUCUCUACAACAACAAUCUGAAUGGUAUCCUGGCUGAUGAGAUGGGACUAGGAAAGACCAUCCAGACCAUCGCUCUCAUCACGUACCUGAUGGAGAACAAACGAGUCAACGGACCUUUCCUCAUCAUAGUACCGCUCUCAACUCUCUCUAACUGGGUGUAUGAGUUUGACAAGUGGGCUCCGUCUGUAGUGAAAGUCUCCUACAAGGGCUCCCCUCAGGCCAGAAGGGCCUUCAUCCCCCAGCUACGCAGCGGCAAGUUCAACGUUCUCCUCACUACCUAUGAGUACAUCAUCAAGGAUAAACAGGUCCUAGCCAAGAUCCGGUGGAAGUACAUGAUUGUGGACGAGGGCCACCGGAUGAAGAACCACCACUGUAAGCUGACCCAGGUCCUCAACACCCACUACCUGGCCCCCAGGAGAGUGCUCCUAACUGGGACACCGCUCCAGAACAAGCUGCCUGAGCUCUGGGCCCUGCUCAACUUUCUCCUGCCCACCAUCUUUAAGAGCUGCAGUACCUUCGAACAGUGGUUCAAUGCACCAUUCGCUAUGACUGGAGAGAAG
Messenger RNA from Salvelinus sp. IW2-2015, 1974 nucleotides. NCBI's taxonomy places the organism in Eukaryota, Metazoa, Chordata, Actinopteri, Salmoniformes, Salmonidae. The record is from RefSeq and is a predicted model, not a curated record.